This is a messenger RNA of Pestalotiopsis fici W106-1, 1548 nucleotides long. RefSeq lists its product as uncharacterized. The transcript has 2 exons. NCBI's taxonomy places the organism in Eukaryota, Fungi, Ascomycota, Sordariomycetes, Amphisphaeriales, Sporocadaceae. The record is from RefSeq and is a predicted model, not a curated record. Bases 1 to 1548 code for a protein of 515 amino acids. Gene Ontology annotation, molecular function: protein binding.
AUGGCCCUAGAGUCGCUGCCGACGGAGCUCAUCUUGCUCGUGUUCCAACAAAUAGCCGAUACCGAGGCACUUCAAGCCACAGCACGAACCUGCAAAAAGUUCCAGCAGGUCGUCGAGAUAUGCCUCUAUAGUCACGUACUAUGCACGCGGCGCGCUUCUGCAAAUCGCCUGCUAGAGCUUUGCAGAGCAGAUCCCCGACGUGCGACUUACGUUCAUGAUCUGCAACUGGUCUAUUCAACGCGGCAUCAUGACUUUCAAAACACGGCACCCGUCGAUCUUUGCUUCUUUCCAUGUCUAAACUCAUUUGUUUCCGAGAGCCCGUUUUGCAAUUCCCAUGCGCGGAUCGGGGCAAAGAGCGAGAGCGUUUGGCAAGCUGAUAUGCAGGCCUAUCUGAGAGCUUUUGAGCAGGCGUCAUUGCUUUCCAGUAUUCCAUCCUGCGCCAAGCCUCUUGGCUUUCUGAAAUCCGUGAUCCUGCACUGGACCGGCAGCAUCAGUUCACGAUUCUGGAGAACGACACCGUUGUGUCCCAUAUUUUUACUGCCGGAAUUGCAAAGCCUCACCGUAUCGUGUGUCAAGAUUAGAGUGGAAGACGAAGAUCGCGACAUAUCCCAGUUUGCCAAGUCAACAAAGCUCGAGUCCUUAUCCUUUGUCGAGAGCGUAGUAUCCCCACGCGCGCUGGAGCAGAUCUUGUCCUAUCCAACAGCACUCAAGCGCUUGACUCUCCACGAAGUCACCCACCAUGCAACAGACACAUUGUCGUACGACUUUCUCAGAGAUGACGUGGAGACCUCCCACGAAGCUCUGGAACUGCAGGCAGAAUCACUCGAGGAGUUUGACUUUUCGGGCCACCAUGACCCCAGGGGAAUGAUGUCCAGUCGCCCCCUCACCGCGUUCAACCUUGCCAACUUUCGGUCGCUUUCAUACCUCAAGCUCAACUGGUCAGUUCGACUUGACCAGCCGCCGCCCAAUUUGAGGACCCUUGUUCUGCAGGACCUGAGCCCAUUGACCUUUCGCGGUGGAGCUGAGAAUGUUUUGGCGCGGCUACCCAAGCUUACCGAGUGCUUGAAGAGCGCUUCAAGGCGCCAAGAGGGCUUUCAAGUUGAUCUCCGUCUCUACCGAAUUCCCCUGCACUUUUUUGGUCAUCAUAGAAGGUACGAUGUCGCCGACGGUGACCAUCAACCACUGCGACGAGUAUUCGAAGAGUUGAGACACAAGAUGAUUGACAGGUACACUUUGGAGGAACACCCCGGAGAGGAUUUGGCCGACAUUCCCGAAGAUACCUCGCCCGUCAGUGCGGGACCUCCUGCCACCGAACGAGAAACAUGGGAGAAUGUGCCUGUUCGCUUGCGAAUCUUGACUUCGAAGCAUCGCAACUUCAUCCCCCCUUAUCUCCAUGGCGAAAAGUCUCAUCGCUGGGUUGUUCGGUAUGAUUCGGACUACCUAGACAUUCCCCCAUACUUUGAGAAUUCUGGGAAUCCUGAGGGAGAUGACAGUAGUGAAGAUGAGGAUAUGCAGGAAGCCUUUCGCUUGGAUUCGGCCAUGUUUUGA